AUGAAGGCACUACUUAAAAUAUUAUAUUCACUCUGUUGGAGUAAUGCAUACUUGAUGCUAGGUAUAUGCAUGGGCCUAAGCUUUAGUCUGUUUUUGAUACCAAUUGAUAUUGACAGACAGCAUGAUAUAGCAGAGUCUUUUGAUCAUUCCUUGAAUACCUUAGAAGACGUAGAUCCCUAUGAGCCGAGAAUAAGCACCAACAGUAAACCGCAACAGAUACAGAAGGCUAAGAAAGCAUUUGUACGUCCUAGAUACUACUCUACAGAACUUGGUAUCAAAGAGAAGUUGUUUGUGGGAAUUAUAACGAGCCGCGAGCACUUACACAGCAGAGACGUAGUGUUGAAUAAAACUAUUGCUCAUAUAGUAGAUAAAAUUCGUUAUUUUAUAUCCAUACCAGAAGGGACCAAACCAAACGUCUCAUUCCCUGGAAUAGUAGGAUUUACCGACACAAGGAGCAUUCUAAAACCUUUUCACUCUCUGAAAUAUAUCGUUGAUAAUUAUUUAGAAAGUUAUGAUUAUUAUUUUUUGACUAAAGAUGUAAAUUACAUAAAUGCAAGAAAUCUAAUAGAGUUCGUAAAUAAAAUAACUGUGAGCCAGAACAUUCAUAUAGGCGUUCAAAGCGAAAUCGAUAUCUACUGUUCUUUAGAAUCUGGUAUACUUUUGAGUAAUUCCGUUAUACGAGAAAUGAAAAGUAAUCUGGACUGGUGUGUGAAGAAUGCAUAUUCGGAUUCAGACGACGUCAAUUUUGGUCGUUGCAUUCUGCAUUCUACAUCUAUGCCUUGUACCAAUCGUGUAGACGGACGAAACUUCACAUUUAUACGGUUGAAACCCACAUUUAAUUUUGACAAGGACUUUGCUCAGUUGACUGAGCAAAACGAAUUCCAGAAUUUAGUCUCUAUAUACCCUGUCUACGAUCACAUGCUCAUUUAUAAAUUUAACAUGUAUUUUGCCACAAUAAAUUCCAUUAAAAUUCACAAACAGAUUAGUGAUAUACGUAAAGUAAUAUCCGCAACUGAGCAUUUAGGCCCGCCGAAUCAACAUAUAUCGUGGCCCAUUGGAAAUCAACCUGGAAAUCGACCUCUAGGACGUUUUGACGUCUUACGCUGGUCAUACUUCAAUGUGUCUCACGUCUUCUUUGAGACUGACUUUAUUAACAUUCAAGAACUAAAGGGUGAUACAAAAGCUAACAUAGAUAACAUAAUAAACACAGCUGUGAACAAUAUUAUAAGCAAAUACGAUAACAAAUUAAGCUUUGUUAGACUGUUGAACGGCUACUUAAAAUUUGAUGCGUCCAGAGGGAUGGAUUAUAUACUCGACUUGGUAUUUAACGAAGUAGCCACAAGCAAGGAAAUAAGAAAGCGAAUCGAAAUCUGUAAGCCGCUAGGAAAAGUAGAAAUUAUACCUGUACCCUACGUGACUGAAAAUACAAGGAUUAAUAUAAUUAUCACUAUUGAUCUGAGUAAAAAGCAAGACGCGUUAAAUUUUAUCGAGCACUACGCACAAAACUGUAUGGAAAAGAAAUGCAAAACCUAUCUCAUGGUGGUCCUCUUAUAUAAUUCAGAUUCACCAUCAAAAGGUAAAGGUGACGUUUAUUUCGAUUUAAAAACAUACAUAUCAAUGCUGAACGAGAAAUACAAAAAGGACCAAUCUAAAAUUACCUGGCUUUCAAUACGAUUACCAGUUAAUGUAACUUCCAUAGAUUUGGAUCCGAUGUUGAAGAUUGCAGUGACCGACCUGUGCGCGAAAAAGUUCUCAUCAGAAAGUUUAGUUCUUAUUGUGGAAACAGGAACGAAAUUGAAAGUAGAUUAUUUAAAUAGAGUUCGAAUGAAUACCAUUAACCGCUAUCAAAUAUUCAGUCCGAUUCCGUUCAUCGAAUACCAUCCUGAUAUAAUUUAUGCAGAUGAAGCAACAGCUCAUGACGAAGUGAAUGUCAAUAGCAACUAUGGCAAAUACGAUGAGCAAAAUUAUAAUAAUAUCGCGUUUUAUAUUAAAGAUUAUAACGCAAUGCGCCAAACAGUCGAGGCGAAUAUUCCGUUAGUGCGAUCGGAUAAGGAUGUUGCUACUCUACUAAAACUUUCUAAACACAGUCCUGUAACUUCUUUGUUUGAAAUGUACGUGUCCUUUAGCGAUAUACAUGUGUUUCGUGCGAUAGAACCAACACUGAAGAUAAAAUACAAAGAUGUCAACUGCGGUGACGCUUUCAAUGAUAAUAUUUAUAAAAAUUGCCUUAAUUUAAGGAACAAUCACUUGGGUAAACGUAGUCAAUUAGCUAGACUGAUAUUAGAUUAUCAGAGCUAUCAAACAUAAAAAAUGUAGAUCGCAGUACAUAAUCUUUAUAAAAAACUUG
Messenger RNA from Cyphomyrmex costatus, 2347 nucleotides. RefSeq names its product Chondroitin polymerizing factor (gene Chpf). NCBI's taxonomy places the organism in Eukaryota, Metazoa, Arthropoda, Insecta, Hymenoptera, Formicidae. Gene Ontology annotation, molecular function: glucuronosyl-N-acetylgalactosaminyl-proteoglycan 4-beta-N-acetylgalactosaminyltransferase activity. Bases 1 to 2307 code for a protein of 768 amino acids. Gene Ontology annotation, cellular component: Golgi cisterna membrane. The record is from RefSeq and is a predicted model, not a curated record. The transcript has 6 exons.